Molecule: messenger RNA, 4176 nt
Organism: Notechis scutatus (mainland tiger snake)
Lineage: Eukaryota; Metazoa; Chordata; Lepidosauria; Squamata; Elapidae
Gene: ATP6V0A1
Product: ATPase H+ transporting V0 subunit a1
Biological process (GO): vacuolar acidification; proton transmembrane transport
Cellular component (GO): plasma membrane; vacuolar proton-transporting V-type ATPase complex; vacuolar proton-transporting V-type ATPase, V0 domain
Molecular function (GO): proton-transporting ATPase activity, rotational mechanism; ATPase binding
Source: RefSeq, a predicted model, not a curated record
UUACGUGGUGACGUCAUUGACGGAAGCUCAGGCGGCAGCUGUGGAUUGAGGCUGCGGGUCACCCUUGGGGAGGUAUAUGAAGAUUCUCAUCCUAAUUUGAUUGGCUUCUUUUUUCACCAUGGGUGAGCUCUUCCGAAGUGAGGAAAUGACCCUUGCACAACUUUUUCUUCAGUCCGAAGCAGCAUACUGCUGUGUCAGUGAAUUGGGAGAACUUGGGAAGGUCCAGUUUCGAGAUCUAAACCCUGAUGUGAAUGUGUUCCAACGUAAAUUUGUUAACGAAGUCCGAAGAUGUGAAGAGAUGGACAGGAAGCUCAGAUUUGUGGAAAAAGAAAUUAAGAAGGCCAACAUUCCUAUCACAGACACCGGAGAGAAUCCAGAAGUGCCAUUUCCUCGAGACAUGAUUGACUUGGAGGCAAACUUUGAGAAAAUAGAGAAUGAGCUCAAGGAGAUCAACACCAAUCAGGAAGCCCUGAAAAGGAAUUUCCUAGAGCUAACAGAGUUGAAAUUCAUACUCAGAAAAACUCAACAAUUUUUUGAUGAGGCUGAAUUGCAUCAUCAGCAGAUGGCGGAUCCUGAGUUGUUGGAGGAGUCCUCGUCGCUGUUGGAACCAAGUGAAAUGGGAAGAGGGGCCCCACUGCGAUUGGGAUUUGUGGCUGGAGUGAUUAAUCGUGAGCGAAUCCCGACCUUUGAGCGGAUGCUAUGGAGGGUGUGUCGUGGAAAUGUUUUCUUACGACAAGCUGAAAUUGAAAAUCCUCUAGAGGACCCAGUAACGGGUGACUAUGUGCACAAGUCUGUGUUCAUUAUUUUUUUCCAAGGUGACCAGUUGAAAAACAGAGUCAAAAAGAUCUGUGAAGGAUUCCGGGCUUCUUUGUACCCCUGUCCAGAAACUCCACAGGAAAGGAAGGAAAUGGCUGUCGGAGUCAACACAAGGAUUGAUGAUCUUCUAAUGGUGCUGAACCAAACUGAAGAUCACCGUCAGAGGGUUCUUCAGGCUGCUGCAAAGAAUGUCCGUGUUUGGUUCAUAAAGGUGCGCAAGAUGAAAGCCAUUUACCAUACUCUGAACCUCUGCAACAUUGAUGUUACCCAGAAAUGCCUCAUUGCUGAAGUCUGGUGUCCUGUAGCUGACCUUGAUUCCAUUCAGUUUGCUCUCAGGCGUGGCACGGAGCACAGUGGAUCUACUGUCCCCUCUAUCCUGAAUAGGAUGCAGACCAACCAGACUCCACCUACAUACAAUAAGACCAACAAAUUCACUGAUGGGUUUCAAAACAUUGUAGACGCUUAUGGCAUUGGAACCUAUCGUGAGAUAAAUCCAGCUCCAUACACAAUCAUAACCUUCCCAUUCUUAUUUGCUGUGAUGUUUGGAGAUUUUGGACAUGGCAUUCUUAUGACACUUUUUGCUGUCUGGAUGGUAGUCAGAGAAAGCCGCAUUCUGUCACAAAAGAGUGAUAAUGAGAUAUUCAACAUUAUUUUCAGUGGCCGCUACAUUAUUCUGCUGAUGGGUUCUUUCUCCAUUUAUACUGGCCUGAUCUAUAAUGACUGUUUCUCAAAGUCACUCAAUAUGUUUGGCUCAUCCUGGAGUGUCCGGCCAAUGUUUCAGAAAUCCAACUGGACAGAAGAUCUUCUCAGGGAGUAUCCUAUGCUUCAGCUUAAUCCUGCCAUCGAUGGUGUCUUUGGUGGAGCAUAUCCCUUUGGCAUUGAUCCAAUCUGGAAUAUUGCUACCAACAAGCUGACAUUCCUUAACUCCUUCAAAAUGAAGAUGUCAGUAAUUCUGGGCAUCAUCCACAUGAUGUUUGGUAUCACCCUUAGUCUGCUGAACCAUAUUUAUUUUAAGAAACCUCUGAACAUCUUCCUUGGCUUUAUCCCUGAAAUUAUCUUCAUGUCUUCAUUGUUUGGAUAUUUGAUCAUCCUUAUCCUCUAUAAAUGGGCAGCAUACAAUGCUAAGAACUCCAUGCAUGCACCAAGUCUUCUUAUUCACCUCAUCAACAUGUUCCUCUUCUCCUAUGAAAAAAAUGCCCAAAUGCUUUAUAGUGGACAGAAAGGUAUUCAGUGUUUCCUGGUGGUAGUAGCAUUUCUGUGUAUCCCAUGGAUGCUGAUUGCUAAGCCCUUGAUUCUUCGCCAACAGUAUUUGCAAAGAAGGCAUUUGGGCACAAUCAAUUUUGGUGGGAUUCGAGUAGGCAAUGGACCAACUGAGGAAGAUGCCGAGAUAAUCCAGCAUGAUCAACUCUCCACCCAUUCUGAGGAGGGUGAAGAGUUUAAUUUUGGAGAUACCGUUAUCAAUCAGUCUAUCCAUACCAUUGAAUAUUGCUUAGGAUGCAUCUCCAACACAGCCUCAUACCUGCGUCUCUGGGCACUCAGUCUGGCUCAUGCACAGCUUUCUGAAGUCCUCUGGACCAUGGUGAUUCACUUGGGUCUCAGUAUCAGGAGUCUGGCUGGUAGUUUGGCCUUGUUCUUUUUAUUUGCUGUCUUUGCUACCCUAACAGUGGCCAUCUUAUUAGUCAUGGAAGGUCUUUCAGCUUUCCUGCAUGCUCUCCGUUUGCACUGGGUGGAAUUCCAGAAUAAAUUCUACAUGGGUACCGGGUUCAAGUUUCUCCCUUUCUCAUUUGACAGUAUCCGUGAUGGGAAAUUUGAUGAAUAAUCAUCUUGGAGACAUAAUACCUGGAAGUGUGGCACUAAAUCCAGACCUUUACUGCAUGCGUGUAUAGUUUUCCAUUGUGUCCAUAAUAUUCUAGUGAUAAUAAUUUGAUUUUAUUCAUUUAAAGUUUUUAUUGAAGGAAGAAAAUCCUAAGAGGAUACUCAGAGAAUUUCAGGGGUGGGGGGAUUGCUAGCAAAAUUAAACUGUACUUUUGGCAAGUUUUAGAUAAGUCUUUGGUUUUAUACCACAAGUGCUGACAGAGGAACGUUUGUGAUCAUUGAGAAAGAUGUCCUGGUGGUCUGAAGUUGUCUUGUUCCCCAAAACCAUGGUGUCUAAAAGAAAAAAAAAUUCAUGUUUCUAGUUCUAUUACUUCAGAUUUGGGGAAACACCUUUAUUACAUACAUUUGUUCUGACAACUUGAUGAUUAAAGGGGCUCGAUUAUUCAUCCAUCCAACACACUUUCCUUUAGACUUUCAAAAGGACAUUUAUAUUUCCUACAGAUUAAAUUUGCUAAGUACAAAAGUUGUAAUCGAAAAAACAGUCUUGUUUGCAAAUAACCUGCUUAAAUGCUAGUAUCCCUAUAUUUUUUUUCUCAGUUAAAUCAUAAAUCAAAGGGAUGACAAUGCACCAGAAAAACCCUUCACUAUCAUUUGACAGACAUUUUAAGCACUUGCCCCUGUGCAGGACUUUUUCCAUAUUUUAAAUGUAAUUUUAAUCCCUGAAAACCAUAUUUUUGGUAACAUUUGAAGGGUAAACUAGAAACCCCCCCCCCCCCCAAAAAAAACAACCCCCCCCCCCCAAACAAAAAACCUUUGCAUUUUGGUAUUGUCAGAAAUUUCUUUUCCUAGAUGAAAAGAGCAGGCCGAGGAGCAGCUUACUUGCUUACCCUGUUAUAGCUGGACUCUGUUUUGCUUUACAUGAUUAAUUAAUAAAACAUUUAAUAACACUGGCUAAAGCUCUGAACUGCUUGCUUUGUUCAAAGAAAACUCAGAAUCUUUCACCUCCAUUCUCACAUGACCUUGACAUCUAUUACUGCUGUAAGGAAAAACUUGGCUAUUCUUGACACAUCUAGAGCUGAACAAUUCAAGGGAGUGUGGUAACUUUACAGGAGCAGUAGUAGCAAUAUAUAUGUUUUUAGGACAGAUUCACCUUGAAAAUAGGAAUUGCUUGAGGGUAACACCUGCCUUCUGUUUGUGUGUGUUUAGAUACAGGAAUGAAUAUAGCAUUGUAUGGCUCUGUAAGAUGUAAAUUUAUGCUGUGGGUGUCGUGUUGUGUUGUGUUAAAUAAAUGUGCACUUUUUUGAAAAUCUUUCACGUGCAGGCUUCAGGGCACUUCAUUGGCACUUAAAGAAUGAUCUUUGAUUUGACGUGUUAACCUUACAAGAGGGUGUAAAAUCAACACUUUUUAUUGGAAACUGAAAUUAUAGCUGUUGCUAUUGUGUAAAAUGCAAAAAAAACCCGUUUUGACAACUAUAAUAUGCAGUAAAGUUUUCCGUAUUUUCCUCAUCAGCUAAUUGUUGUUAUCUAUUAAAACAGUUGAAGUCA